Messenger RNA from Daphnia pulex (common water flea), 2111 nucleotides. RefSeq lists its product as uncharacterized. The transcript is spliced from 7 exons. The record is from RefSeq and is a predicted model, not a curated record. NCBI's taxonomy places the organism in Eukaryota, Metazoa, Arthropoda, Branchiopoda, Diplostraca, Daphniidae. Bases 545 to 1942 code for a protein of 465 amino acids.
CUUGAUCCGUAAAAAUCUGUUUUAUUUCGUUUAACAGCAGAGGAGCCAAAGAGGAUGAGCUGAUUAUUGUCUAUAAGCAAACUGUUUGAAAGCAGGCUAAUUUGAGAGAAAAAACAAAAACAUCUGAAAAAGUUGAAAGAGUUCUCAAGCUUCUUUUCCCUGUGCUUAAAACCAAUGUGGGACGCAGUUUCAAAUCGGAUAUCGCGUGCGUGUAUAAUGUCCUAUUUAUACGCGAGUAGCUCUUUGCUAGAGGUCACAAUGCACGUAAAUAUCAAAAACUGAGAAACCCAUUUGAGCGCGGUAGUUUUCGUGAGCGUGAGAAGUAUACGCGUUCAAAUAGGAGGCUAUAUACGCGGGAAUAUCCUAGUUUUACAUAUAUCAGUGCCCAUUGCCUGCGGAUAAAAUGCAAAAGUCAAAAAGCCAUUGCAAGAUCCUAUCGUCUUCCAGUCUCGGUUCGGUCUUUGAAGCAUUGGAAUCGACUGCUGGGCAUCAUUCAAAUUGUUUCCUUUGAUUGAAUCGCUACAAAUACUUUAAGACGACAGAAAUGCGCCAACCGUUUCUCGUCUUGUUGCUCGGCCUCUGCCUUGUCGUCUCACUCACCUCUUCGGCUGGACUGAGGGUGCGAAUCCAGCGACUCCCCAAUCCCAUUUCGUCGUUUUGGCGGGGCUUGAAAGCUGGCAGCAGCAAAAUCGAAAAAGCCACCAACCGAAUUAUUUUUGGCAGUUUGGGUCAUUUCAACACUAGUACGCCAGAGCCACCGCACGUUCCGACGCUAGUCAAAACAGACGAUAAGCUGCUGAAUAAUGUUACAACAGCUGUCGAAUCGAAAGAAGAGGACAGUCCCGAGACGAGGCAACUGGUCAUCACCAGCGGUUCUCACAGUUCGCAAACCACAAACGGCCACGGGAGCAAUUACUAUUCCAGCAAUACCCACUCGCAGAUUUUAAACGGUGAAGUCGUCGAAUCGUCGUACGAAAGUUCCCUCGACGAUGUCUACAAUGCGCAGUACAACAACAAGAAAACCAACACGUACAAAGGAACGAUCCUCGUCCCCAUCUCAAUCAAUCCCGAUUUCAAUAAAAAGUUCACGGUCAAAUCGCCCAGUUUCCCGUACGAACGCAAAACGCCCCUCGUCAGCAUCUGGAAUGUCAAGGUGAGUAAAAACUGCCGCCGGGGACUCAUCACUAUGAAAAUCAACGAACUCAGUCGACUCUCGGACGAAGAGGAUUGCGGCGAUGGAUUUUAUCGGGUUUCUCCGUUCAUGAAACAAGCCAAAAUUUGCGGACGUGUCGACACCGUUCCGCCCUUCAAGUGGUACGUCGACGAAAGAGAACCGGAAGAUGUCGUCAUCACUUUGAAACACGACGGACUCAACGACGGAUACUCUGAAGGAUUGGGUUUCACCCUUCAAGGCGAAUGUCUUCCAAACGAUUCCGACAUGACGAAAAGCAAAGCCUUGAAAUCCUACAGCACCUGGAUGCAGAAACUCUACAAAGAUUACGCAACCAACGGUUAUCCCACCGUGGUCAUCCCAGGUUUGGAUUUGGCCAGCGUUACCGUAGCGGAAACUAAUAAUCCGCCAGACGACAAUUCUGAUUCUUUAUUCGUCUUGAAUCCUUCGCUUGAUUCCGGUUCCGAGCCUCCCAUCCAGCCAAUCUCUCCCGAUCAGAUUUGGACGCCCAGUUCUUUUCUGACUCCAGUUGUGCCAGUUGUGGCAGCCAGCAAACCAUCACAGACAAAUCGUCCGGUGUCAACCACUCCCGCCGAUCAGUCGUCCUGGUCGCAAAGUUAUCCACAUGAAAUAACAACACAGCAGCAAACGACUCCACAAAGACCCAACAUUCCGAUUGCUGUCGACGAAGAUCUCGACGAUGCUAUUUCGUACAUUACGACACUAUUGGAUAAGCCAUUAAAGGCACGCAAGCCAUUAACGAAACAAUAAACCGUGUUCCCAUGUUCCUCCCAUUUUACUAGAAUUUUUUUUUUCGGUAUGUAGAUUUGUAUUACAGAGGAAUAUUCGAUUUAUUAAGUUAAAAGCAUGAAUGUCUUGAACACAUAUUUUAAUUUUGUUUAAACGAAAUUGCGAAAUACAUUAGAACGUAAUCGUUGUA